AUGGGAUACAAAGACGACCUUAUCAGGAUCGGCAGGGAUGGAUUCGGAAUAAUAGAGGAACAUUUGGAGAAGAAGGGAGGCCGAGUUUUUGCAGCCAAGAAACUGUAUGCUCCUCAAAGGCCAACAGUUGAAGCAAGACAACCUUGUUUGUAUCAGUAUAAGCCUCAACAAGCUCAUGUUUAUCAUGUAAAGCCACUUUCCGAAAACGAGACAAGGUUGAACAAGUUCGAGGUGGUGGAUUUUCGUGGGGUGUCCAUUAAGGACAAUUCAAACAGGACCUCUGGCUCUAUGUUUUAUUAA
Striga asiatica is the source of this 300-nucleotide messenger RNA. Lineage: Eukaryota; Viridiplantae; Streptophyta; Magnoliopsida; Lamiales; Orobanchaceae. The record is from the annotation of a GenBank genome assembly.